This is a messenger RNA of Racocetra fulgida, 693 nucleotides long. The record is from the annotation of a GenBank genome assembly. NCBI's taxonomy places the organism in Eukaryota, Fungi, Glomeromycota, Glomeromycetes, Diversisporales, Gigasporaceae.
UACCUUAUUCCUCCUCCUAUACGAGCUCGUGCCAUAAAUGAUAAUGAACCUAGCUUAAGAACACAAUCUGAAUACUUAAACGAUGAGAUUAUAUUUCAUAACAAAACUAAUAGUUAUUCAGCGAUUUUUAAGACAAGAAAUGCAAGCAAUUAUCCUUCUGAUAGUAAAUAUAAUAUACAAUCUCGUGUCAUAAGUGAUGAUGUAAGUGAUGAUGAUAGUGGAGAUGAUAAUAACAGUGAAGAUGGUAAUAAUGAUAAUGAAGCUGGACCAAGCAUACAACGUAUGUUCUUUAAUGGAGAUAGUUUAUUUAAUUCUGAUGAUGAGGGUUGUUCUGCAGGUUUUAAGGCAAGAAAUGGAAGCGAUGAAUAUGUAGUAAUCGCAGGACAUUGUUUUAAUAAAGAAAGUUAUGGUAGGCGUUACUAUGUAACGUUUCAAACCGAAAACGGGUUUGAGAAGUUUUUUGUUGGUACUGCGGAGUAUUCUCAAAUUGAACCAUUCGAUUAUGGUUUAAUACUAGGACACUCUGAAGAAAUAAAGCAUUCACCGAAUAUAAUACAUCGUGAAGUUUUCGAUCAUACAGGUGAAGGCGAUAUAGAACAAAGAAUUGUUAGAGACUAUUUGCCAAAGGUGAGAUUUUUAAGUCGUACUAAACCUGCAAAGUUUUUUAUGUUAUGGUUAGAGAAUCAAGGUUAA